This is a messenger RNA of Helobdella robusta, 837 nucleotides long. RefSeq lists its product as hypothetical. Lineage: Eukaryota; Metazoa; Annelida; Clitellata; Rhynchobdellida; Glossiphoniidae. The coding region runs from base 1 to 837 and encodes 278 amino acids. The transcript is spliced from 6 exons. Gene Ontology annotation, molecular function: dynein intermediate chain binding; dynein light intermediate chain binding; minus-end-directed microtubule motor activity. Gene Ontology annotation, cellular component: dynein complex. Gene Ontology annotation, biological process: microtubule-based movement. The record is from RefSeq and is a predicted model, not a curated record.
AUGAAAAAUUCAAAAUAUGCAAAAGCAUUUGAAUCUGAUGUAAAUAGAUGGGAAAAAAUUUUAUCUGUGAUUUUAGAAACUGUUGAAAUGCUUUUACUGAUACAGAAACUUUGGCUGUAUUUAGAGAAUAUAUUUUACGGAGAAGAAAUAAAAAAACAAUUACCAAAAGAAACAAUAUAUUAUGAAGAUGUCAGUAAUAAAUGGAAAAUUGUGUUGUUGCAAUUGUUCAAAAUUAAAAAUGUUUAUAGGGCUUGUUAUUCUCAAGGUCUUUAUGAGAUGUUGAUUAAAAUGAAGCAAAGACUUGAAAAUAUAAUGAAUUCUUUGGAUAUGUUUUUAGAAAUAAAACGUCAAGUAUUUCCUAGGUUCUAUUUUAUUUCAAAUACCGAUUUGCUAGAAAUGCUGGGCAUGUCUAAAAAUCCUCUCGAUAUGCAAUACUACAUCAGAAAAUGUUUUAGCAACAUUCACACAUUAACAAUGACAAAAGUUGGACUUUCUCAGAAAUGGGAAGCAACUCAUAUGAAUAGUUCUGACGGUGAAAGUGUAAUGCUGAAUAGUUCUAUCAAUUUGGAUACUGCGGUUGAGUUCUGGCUUUUAGAAGUCGAAAGAGUUAUGAAAAUAACCAUGAAAGAAGAGCUUAAGAAGUGCAAAUCAAGCUUGAGGAAACAUACAAAUAAGAAAGAUAAAUGGAUCAAAGAACAUCCAGGACAAUGUUGCAAUUUGGCGAGUCAAAUUCAGUGGACUGCUGACGUCACAAGAGCUCUUAUUCCUACCAAAGAACAUGCAGAUAAAAAAUCAUUAAAAGUCAUGAAAAAAAAACAAGUAAUUUUGCCAUUAUAA